Molecule: messenger RNA, 1129 nt
Organism: Alternaria rosae
Lineage: Eukaryota; Fungi; Ascomycota; Dothideomycetes; Pleosporales; Pleosporaceae
Product: proteasome subunit alpha type-3
Exons: 3
Coding region: 84-956 (290 amino acids)
Biological process (GO): ubiquitin-dependent protein catabolic process
Cellular component (GO): proteasome core complex; proteasome core complex, alpha-subunit complex; nucleus
Source: RefSeq, a predicted model, not a curated record
CGUAAUCGUUUCCCUAGAAUCUGCGGUCCGUUUGAUCGCUCGGAACACACAAAGCGCCCUUCUCAGUCCCCACACCGCCCACCAUGACGUCAAUAGGUACAGGUUACGACCUGUCCAACUCGGUCUUCUCGCCCGACGGUCGAAACUUCCAGGUCGAAUACGCGGUCAAGGCAGUAGAGAAUGGUGGCACAGCGGUCGGCAUCAAGUGUAAGGACGGCGUCGUACUCGCUCUGGAGAAGCUCGUCAGCAGCAAGUUGCUCAAGCCCGGCGCGAACAAGCGGAUAGCAACUGUGGACCGCAACAUGGGCAUUGUAUCUUCCGGUCUCCUCCCCGACGGUCGCCACUUCGUCUCCCGCGCCCGCGAUGAAGCAGCCCAAUGGCGGCAGCUUUACAAGGCACCCAUCCCCUCCUCGUCUCUCGCCGACCGCAUGGGAAGCUAUGCUCAAGCGUAUACCCUCUACUCGAGUGUCCGUCCUUUCGGUAUAACCGCCAUUCUUGCAGGCUGGGACUCCGAGGCCGAGCUACCAGUAGAUGGUCAAGUUGGUUCAGGGCCUGCCGUUGGCUCAGGAGGCAAGAAAGACGGCGCAAAGCAUGGUGGGCCAUCGCUCUACAUGAUUGAGCCUAGCGGUCUAUACUGGGGCUACUACGGUGCCGCUACAGGCAAGGGCCGCCAGGUCGCCAAGUCAGAGCUCGAGAAGCUCAAUCUCUCCGAGGGCAAUAUAUCACUAGAGGAGGGUGUCAAGGAGGCAGCACGCAUCAUCUACGUCGCACACGAUGACAACAAGGACAAGGAGUUCGAGCUUGAGAUGACAUGGAUCAGCAGUCUCGACGGUCCUACCAAGGGCAGGCACGAGGAAGUGCCCAAGGACAUCCGGGAAGAAGCUGAGAAGCUGGCAAAGAAGGCGCUGGAGGGAGACGACGACGAUGACGAGGAGGAAGAGAAAAUGGAAGAGUAGACGACGACUGCAUGACGCCACGUAGACGGUCUACAUGCAUAACGAGCGGCUCUCACUGCCUUUCACGAUCAAUGAACAACAUUUGCGAAAGUCAAGCACUAGCACUAUCACUUCUUGUUCGGCCCGCUUCUCAAGCUUGCUUCGUCGCUCCUGCCAAUUCUGGAUUGACAGUU